AAUCGUGUAAAACGUGAAAGGAUCGUUUUGUGAAAUUACUUUUUAACUUGAUUUCUCCUUUCCAUUUAAUCGUAGAUCUCGAGAGCAUGAACUACGGUACAGUGAUAUUGUUCGCUAUCCAACGAUAUGGAUCCUCGACGACAAUUUUUAUCGAUCGGCAUUGUUUUCUUUUUCGCAUUACAUUGGAAGAUAUUGUUCAUCGUUGCGAGUGCCCGAAAAAGUGAAAAGAAAUGCGAGGAAUACGGCAAACUGGUUUAUGAAAUUGAACCUUCGCCCGUUCUUCGAAUCGGAGCCGGUUUCAAUGUUGUUUCUCGUUGUGCUAUCGUCGGGACACCAUUGAUCGUUGGUGGUAUUAAAGCUAAAAUGGCCGAAUUCCCGCAUAUGGCUGUAAUUGGAUUUGGUAGGAACUUAUCAGAUGUGUCAUGGUUAUGCGGAGGAAGUAUUAUUUCGGAGAGAUAUAUCUUAACCGCAGCUCACUGUUUGGAAUCACGCGACAACGGACCGGCGUUAAUGGUACGAGUGGGUACGACAAAUUUAGAGAUAAGAGAGGAUAGCUUGCAAGAGAGAAAAAUAAUACGUAGAAUAAAACAUCCGGAUUAUAAAUUGCCAGCUAAAUAUCACGAUUUGGGUUUGAUCGAAUUGGAUAAACCUUUGGAAUUAAAUCCAAAUGUUAGGCCAGCCUGUCUCGAGAUGAAUUUUCAACCACCGGGAAAGCAAGCUAUAGCAACUGGAUUUGGUAGAACGUCUUACGGUGAAAUGUCGAUGAACAAGGAUCUAAUGAAAGUCCAAUUGGAUUAUAUAAACGAAGAAUCCUGUAAGAAAAGAUAUCAAUUCGAUUUAGGUCGUCGUUACUUGCCCAAUGGAUUUAUACAAAAUUUUCUAUGCGCCGGAAUGAUGGAGGGUGGUAAGGAUACGUGUCAGGGCGACAGUGGUGGCCCACUACAAAGAGUACUUGAACAUCCUUAUUGCACUUACAGCAUCGUCGGAGUAACGAGUUUCGGAAAAUUUUGCGCAAUGAAAAAUUCACCGGCCAUAUACACACGAGUCAGUUCAUAUUUGGAUUGGAUCGAAUCGAUUGUUUGGCCAUAAUAAUGAAUGAUCAUUAUGGAUCAAAAGGAAAACGCAAUUAUUCGUUAUUAUUUUUUUUUUUUCUUUUAUUUCUUUUAUUUUUCUUUUCUUUUAUUAUUGCAAGAACUUCCUUUUAGCCUUCUUGUAUUUUUAACGUAUUUACAAAUUCGAUUCCCAUAAUAUAAGCAUGCAUACAAAUAACGUUCGAUAAAAAUAUAUGUAAGU
Messenger RNA from Vespa mandarinia (Asian giant hornet), 1293 nucleotides. Its product is annotated as serine protease snk-like. Gene Ontology annotation, molecular function: serine-type endopeptidase activity. Gene Ontology annotation, biological process: proteolysis. Lineage: Eukaryota; Metazoa; Arthropoda; Insecta; Hymenoptera; Vespidae. The record is from RefSeq and is a predicted model, not a curated record.